CCCCUGAGACGCCGCUCACCCGCGCGGGGAGACUCCCCCCUGGCCCCUGUGGGGAGAUCGGGGCUCGCUUCUCUUCAGCCCUCUCGCAGCGUGGCCCCGCGGCGGGGAGCCUGGCGCGGCUGCAGGCCGCGGGCGCCCCUCGUGCGGAAGCGGCCUGGCUGGACAGCGCACGGGCGAGGGGAUGUCGGGGUGGGAACCGGCCUUUCCCCCAGGGCGGCAGGGCCAGGGCAUCCUCCCAUGGCACAGCCCGUCAGACGGGGGGCGCGGGAGCGGCCAGGGUGUCGCCCCCCCCCCCCCCACCGGCCCUGCGCUUCGGUGGGUCAGGGACCCCGGUGGAGAGCGCUUUGGGCAGAAGGUGCCAUAGAAAUGCCAUUGGCUGCCCCAGGCGUGUGAAAAGCCAGAGUCUGGCCUCAAACACCAUGAGAUUGGUGUGAAAGAAACGAUUUUGAAAAAGAACAAUAAAUUCUGGGCCAGUUUUGUUUACCGCCUGGUUUCUGAGUCUUCAUGGGGCCACUCGGGUUGUGUUUUUUGAGCCUUGGGUGCAACCGUAAGGGUUAGAAACUUCCCUUCUGGUUUCAAAUGGAAACGGAGAUUCUGAGCUAAGGACUUGAAUCCAGAAGCUGGAGCUUUAUGAAAAAUAUGGCAAGACGUGAGAGUUGGCAAAACUGAAUAUGACCUGCCCAUGUGUAGCUCUACUUCACUUGUCUCACCUUUCCUGUUUCAGACUUCUUAAUUUUUCUCUUGCUCAUAUUAAUAAUCAGCUUCUGCAUCUAUACUGAACUCUCCAGAGCAACUUUGGGAUGAAGACUAUGUCUACACUACGGAGACUACACCUGCAUAGCUAUUGAGGCAUAGUCCUGUAGUAUAAAGACAGCCUUUGCUAUCACAAGUUUUUCUGUCUGCAUAGAACACCACCUCCCUGAUCAAAGUUAGCUAUGUCAAUAGAAGCCCUCCUCUGUCAACAUGGUGCAUCUCCAUUGGGGUUUUGUUGGCAUAGAUACCUCAGUCAGGUGUGUUUUUUCACACCUCUGACUGACAUAUGUAUGCCAGUAUAACUUUUCAGUGUAGGCCAAGCCAUAGUGUGUGUGACAGGUGCUUUAUAAAAUAAAACUGUUUUGCAGAAGGAGCCCAUGUGGGAUGUGUGUAACCUGGGGUGUUUAUUGCAUGCACUGCCCAUCUUCAUGGUUCUCAAAUUUUCUGAUGCCUAAAAUCACAUUUUUUGUAUAUUUCUGAAAAUGGUGUUCUGGGUCAAAUGUAUUUUAUGUAGGAAGAUUAAUUUUUUUUUUUUUUUUAGUAUGUACCAAGGGGGCCUAUAAUUAGAGCUUUCUCCACUCUAAGAAACUGAUAUAUUGUCUCCAGUGGGAUACCUGGAACUGGUGGGAGAAAAGAGUUUAGUCUUGUUUAUCGGUUAAACUGUUUUCAGCACCAUCUCAGGGGGGUACAUGGCUAAUAACUGUUUUCAGGGAAGGAUGAGUUUCCUAGUAAUUGGAUGAAGUUGAAGUAAGGAAAUCUUAGGCUGAUUAUCAGGGAAUGUUUUCCAACAGUAAAAUGUCAGUUUGUAUGGUAAUUUCCCCAGGACGAUAGUAAUUGCCUCACUUAGGCCAGGUCUAGAUGACAAACUUAUAUCAGUAUAACUAUGUCGCUCAGGAUGUGAAAAAUCCACACCUCUGAGUGACGCAGUUGUACUGACCUAACCCCUGGUGUAGACAGGACUAUGCUGACAGGAGAGUUUCUCCUGUCAACAUAGCUACCGCCUCUCGAGGAGGUGAAAUACCCCAACAGGAGAAACAUAAUAGCAUUCUCAAAAAUAUGCUAUAUCGGUGCAGCUACAGCGCUGCCGCUUUUUAUUUGUAGACUUGCCCUGAAAAUGACCAGAUUAGACUGGACAAAGCAAUGACCGAUAUAACAAUCCUGCAGUGACAGGAUGUUGGGGUAAAUGAGCUAAUAGUUUUUCUCCAUCUCUUUCAAUGAUUCUGUGAAGUUUAAAAAACUCUUUACUCGUUGUUACUUUUUAUGGUCACAAAGGAAGUCCAGGCACUUUAGCAUUUUGCUUUCCCUUUAUUGAAAGGAUUUGCAUGUGCAGUUGGACCCCACAGUCCUCAGUCUCUUUCUCCUUUUGUAAUCUCAGUGCAAUUUUUUAUGCUUAGCGGAAGGUGACGAUACUUUACCCUCAUCAUCAACCUCAAAUGAUGGCUUCUAAGUGAAUCAAAUGCUGAUGUGUUUAUUCUUCACACAGCAGCAGCAUCUUAAACUCAGAAUACUUUCAGAAUAUUUGUCCCUUUCUGAAGGGGAAUAUAAAAGAUUUUAAGAAUACAUAUUAUUUUCCAAAACAGUUCUCAUAGGAAUUGCCCAUUUUCCUCUCAAUUACAGUAAUUUCUUACUUAAUGCAGCUAAACAAAAAAAAAACUUAGUAGUCCAAAGUGUUCCCUCAGCUUCCACUAGCUUACUUAGCAUAUACAAUAUAUGCAAUAUACUAAAGUGAGAGCUUCUAUAACCAUAGGACUUGUUUCUGGGUUUCUUAAAGUAUUAAUGCCAUGAGGUAUCACAUCGUACAGCUGUGCCCUAAAUACUAGUACAUGUGAAGGUUAUCAGCAGGAGCGCCGCCAGCUUUUCUGCUGCCCGAGGCGGCGGAAGGUCCCGCCCCGAAAUGCCUCCCCCCACAGAGGUGGCGGAAGGUUCCGCCGCCGAAAUACUGCCGCAGUCGCCGCCCCCCAAAUUGUAGCAUCCUAGGCGACUGCCUAGGUCACCUAAUUGGUUGCGCCGGCCCUGGUUACCAGUUUUAUUAAAGACUGAUAUUUGAUUUUCCUUAAGAAUUACAUUUUUCUAAAAUAGUAGCUUUCCUACAGGGAUCUUGGACCUUUACCAAGGGGGUUGUUUCUAUUUUACACCUGUGGAAAUUGAGGGACAGAGGUUAAAUGAGGAUCAAGCAAGAAGGCAGUGACAGCUGAAAAUAAAACUUCUGUCUUCUAACAACUACAAGACUCUGAGACUAUGAAAAUAUAGCUUCUGGCUUAUUGCAAGAUCACUACCUUGAUUCAUCUUGGAGAACGGAUAACGGCCUUCCAUGGACACUGGAUAGCAACAUUAGUGAAGAGAACAGGGCCGUCAUUGAGAAAAUGUUGUUGGAAGAAGAGUAUUACUUAUCUAAUAAAUCACUUCCAGAAAAAAUAUGGCUUGAUCAAAAGGAAGGUGACAAAAAGUCUGUGAAAAGUCCACAUAAGAAAACAGGAAAAGUCAUGGUUCGCUCACCUACAAAAUCAGCAAGCGGCUCAGUAAAGUGGACAAUAGAAGAAAAAGAGCUAUUUGAACAAGGACUGGCUAAAUUUGGCCGAAGAUGGACAAAAAUUGCCAAGUUGGUUGGAAGUCGCACUGUUCUACAAGUAAAGAGUUAUGCCAGGCAGUACUUUAAGAACAAGGCAAAAACUGAUGACUCUGAAAAAGAGGAACAAAGUCAGUACAGCAGCAAUAGUCUUCCUGUUGCGGAUGAAGGAGAGAAGGUGGCGGCCUGGACACCUGCAAACCUGAGGGGCCGUGCAGACCCCAACCUGAACGCAGUGAAAAUUGAAAAGUUAUCUGAUGAUGAAGAAGUAGACAUCACGGAUGAAAUGGAUGAGCUGUUUUCUCAUGCACCCCCACUGGAACCUGGCAAAUCUAAAUUAACUGAUAUUCCGAAGAGUCCAAUUCAAGAAACCAGAGGAAGAGAACACACUUUUUGGUCUGCCGGCUACAAUUCUGCAAUUCCCCAAUUUGCAGAAGACAACUUUCAAAAGGCUGAGCAAGGCAAGGUAGAAGCCCUGGAGUUUCCAGACAUUGCAGCCACCUGCUCUGAGAAACAGAGCGUGAAUGGCGAUGAAUCUGUGAAAUCAGUUUAUCUGCAAUUUAAUGAAUUUAUAGAGAAAAGUGAGCCAGACAAAAAAGGGACUUUUGAUGACACCAAGCAAUUCGUUGAUCAAGAACAUAAUGAAGAGCAGAAGGACUUCGUUAAUAAUGAAAUGCUUUUCCAUCCGUCUUGCCAAUUGGAUGAAGAAAAUCAAGAAGAAGAAGAGGAGCUUAAACCACCUGAUCAAGAAGUGGAAAUGGAUAGAAAUGUCAUUCUGGGAGAAGAAAAGCAAGCUAUUCCAGAAUUUUUUGAGGGACGUCAGGCCAAAACACCAGAGCGCUAUCUGAAAAUUAGAAAUUACAUUUUGGAUCAGUGGGAGCGAUGUAAACCUAAAUACCUGAAUAAGACUUCAGUACGGCCAGGCCUUAAGAACUGUGGUGAUGUUAACUGUAUUGGACGGAUACACACGUACCUGGAGUUAAUAGGAGCAAUUAACUUUGGCUGUGAACAGGCUGUGUAUAACAGACCACAACCAGCUGAUAAAACACGAUCCAAAGAAGGCAAAGACACCAUAGAAGCAUACCAGCUUGCUCAGCGUUUGCAGUCUAUGCGUACAAGAAGACGGCGUGUGCGAGACCCCUGGGGAAACUGGUGUGAUGCCAAGGAUUUGGAAGGACAGACAUUUGAGCAUCUCUCGGCUGAGGAACUAGCAAGAAGGAGAGAGGAGGAGAAACUUAAACCUGCAAAACCUUCUAAAGGAUCAAGACAAAUAAAAAGUUCCUUUGAUCCCUUUCAGCUGAUACCUUGCUGUUUCUUCACUGAAGAAAAACGAGAACCAUUUCAGGUGAAAGUGGCUUCAGAAGCACUUUUAAUAAUGGACUUGCAUGCUCAUGUUUCCAUGGCAGAAGUAAUAGGCCUGUUAGGCGGAAGAUACUCUGAAGCUGAUAGAAUUGUUGAAAUUUGUGCAGCAGAACCAUGCAAUAGUCUCAGUACAGGACUACAGUGUGAGAUGGAUCCAGUGUCUCAAACUCAGGCCUCAGAAACCUUGGCUGUUAGAGGGUACAGUGUUAUUGGGUGGUACCACUCUCACCCUGCAUUUGACCCCAACCCUUCGAUACGAGAUAUUGACACUCAGGCUAAAUACCAGAGUUAUUUCUCCAGAGGCGGGGCAAUGUUCAUUGGAAUGAUCAUAAGUCCUUAUAACCGAAAUAAUCCUCUUCCAUAUUCCCAGAUUACUUGUCUGGUUAUUAGUGAUGAGAUUAGUUCUGAUGGCUCAUACCGCCUGCCUUACAAGUUUGAAGUACAUCAGAUGUUGGAAGAACCUCAGUGGGAAUUAGUGUUUGAAAAAACAAGAUGGAUAAUCGAAAAAUACAGGCUUUCUCAUAGCAGUGUCCCCAUGGAUAAAAUCUUUCACAGGGAUUCUGACCUGACCUGUUUGCAAAAACUUUUGGAGUGUAUGAGGAAGACUCUGGGCAAGGUAACGAACUGCUUCAUUGCUGAAGAAUUCUUGACUCAGAUAGAAAACUUAUUCCUUUCUAGCUACAAAAGUGAGAAGCAGAAUAAUACAGCUGAAGAAAAUAAGAAUGCGUGUCCCAAUGAAUUGCCAAUGUGAUGGCUUUUUCAGUGAUGAAAUUUCAGUUGCAUGGACUACUAUCCAUUGUUCCUCUUUCAAAGUUAUUGUCUCAGUUGACAAUAAUAGGGACAUAAUCCAGUAUCUCAGAUAGUGUAAUGGUUCUAAAAGACAUUUUGAAAACCUCUAACAAAUGUUUUCUGAUUACAUGUGAAAUUUUUAUUUUUUACAUUCUGAAAAUUUAUCCAAUAGUAUCACAAGCUUUGGGUUAUCAUUUGGCCAGCAACCUACCAUUGAGAAGGACAAGCUGAAAUACAGAACACUGUUUCUGUGCCUAAAGGAGAGGGUCCCUCCUCUAAGUCUUUGAAAAUGGAAUUUUGGCCACCUUUCUGUCCUCAGAUGCACAUUGUAUUGAGAGUUAGAUGUGUACAUCAGAGGGAAGAAUUUGUCCCAUCGUGCAUUGUGUCGUCUAAAUUUGCAUAGUUCUGCAGAUGAGAUUGAUACCACUCUAUCACUGCAAAGAUUAUAGUACAUCUGAUACUAAUUUUCCUGGUAUCUACUCUAAACUUUUACUCUGCUCAAUUUAAUCCACUCUGUUAUUCCUUUCUGAGCCACUACAGACAAUUUUUUUCUGGCAUACCCUUCCCCAUCUUCCAUAAUUCAUGGAAAUAAGGCUAGCAGGACAUAAUUAUUUGUCGCUUCUUGUUGCCACAGUUUCCAGUGGAAACAAUAAGUUCUGAUUAUUACAUGUUGUACUCUUUCCUAUCUUCCAUAUUACAGAGACACAAUGCUAUCUUGUUCUAUCAGAUCAUCAUUAUUGUCAUUUCCUGGUUAUCACAGGUUAAUGCCAUAUGGCAAAAUCUAGCGCUGUAUUGUGGCAGCCAAAAAAAUGUUUGUCACAGCUGCAUAGCAGAAAAGAAAAUGAAGUGCACAUGUGUUACAUUCACUUCCCUUCUCUUUACAAUAGCAGGUUAACAAGUAACUACACUGUUCAUAUCAGCUUCUGAUACAAUUAUACAUUCAUACAAUUAUAUAUUCAGAUAAAUUAGUGCCAGGUAAGCAGAUUGAUUUGUAAUUGAACCUCAAGAGAAAUACUGUUAUCAGAAAUCGUAACUUCCAAACAUUUUAUCAGCUGUAUCACGGUGUGUAAAUUUUUGUAGAAGAAUAUCAGUGGUGGAUUUCUUCCUGAAUCAUGGGCAAACUGUUGAUGAGUGUACACUUACUACUGUAUGUGAAGAGUAUCUUGGCCAAAAUGUCUUAGGUAUUUGAAAACAGAGAGUAACCAAGAACUUAGAUUAUCCCUGUGUUUUUGGGAUCUAGUCAUACUAUAAAAUGUACAUUUUAAUUUUAUAUCUGGCCCUGUAUAAUAAAAAUGCAAUUUAAAA
Molecule: messenger RNA, 6775 nt
Organism: Chrysemys picta bellii (western painted turtle)
Lineage: Eukaryota; Metazoa; Chordata; Testudines; Emydidae
Gene: MYSM1
Product: Myb like, SWIRM and MPN domains 1
Molecular function (GO): metallopeptidase activity; protein binding
Source: RefSeq, a predicted model, not a curated record